Messenger RNA from Rattus rattus (black rat), 321 nucleotides. It is a transcript of the gene Sofu1, whose product is annotated as LLLL and CFNLAS motif containing 1. The transcript is spliced from 2 exons. The record is from RefSeq and is a predicted model, not a curated record. Gene Ontology annotation, biological process: fusion of sperm to egg plasma membrane involved in single fertilization. Lineage: Eukaryota; Metazoa; Chordata; Mammalia; Rodentia; Muridae.
AUGACUUCUCUGGGCUCCUAGCUCCACAGAGCAACAUUCCUGACAGCUGUGCUGCUACUGCUGCAAGUAAAAGGGGUGAAGACUCUGAAGGGCAAUGCGAGCCUGGAUGGUGACAAGAGUCCAAAAGAAAAAAUGUCUUCUAAAGACCAGGGUGAGCAGCAGUAUGAAGAACACUUUGUGGCUUCAUCGGUGGGUGAGCUGUGGCAGGUGGUAGAUAUGGUCCAGCAAGAAGACACAAACUCCCAAGCAUCAGCUAUCCGGCACCACCUCUUUGAUCUAGCCUUCUGCUUCAACCUGGCCAGCAUCGUGUUUUUUUUAUGA